This is a messenger RNA of Sinocyclocheilus grahami, 2901 nucleotides long. RefSeq names its product collagen type IV alpha-3-binding protein-like. The record is from RefSeq and is a predicted model, not a curated record. Lineage: Eukaryota; Metazoa; Chordata; Actinopteri; Cypriniformes; Cyprinidae. The transcript has 18 exons. Gene Ontology annotation, biological process: ER to Golgi ceramide transport. Bases 409 to 2265 code for a protein of 618 amino acids. Gene Ontology annotation, molecular function: lipid binding.
GGUGAUGGAACAUAGUUUAUGUAAUACUUCGCACUACCGAAGGGGGGUGACAUAAAAAGCCCAACACUUUCAAACCCAGAAGAGAAUCGUGAAACGUGUGUGUACAAGCAACAGCAGACAACAUUGUUGCUGUAGACGCGCAGUAUUGAUGUUUGACUUCUAUAGCAGCCCGGGUCACGUGAGGAUCCCAGACUUGAAGACGAGCUCGUCGCUGCGUGUCGUCCCGUGUUUGAUCAGAUGUUUGCUACUCGAGUAGGAUGGGCUUUCACACCUGGCGCUGUUUACAUCAGACCUUAAGCGACUUCGGAGCUAGUGUUGUUGUUUAGGCGUUUUAAGUUAGAACGCGAUCUAACGUUAGUAAAAUUAAAAACAGGACGACUGCGGACUUUUUUUUCAUAAUUGUUCCUGAUGUCGGACUGCAGCUCGUCGGGUUCAGAUGAGGAGUUGGACCCGGAGAUAGAGCUGCUGGACGAGCUCGGCGGCACGCUCACUAAGUGGACAAACUACAUUCAUGGAUGGCAGGACCGCUGGAUUGUGCUGAAGGGCAAUAUUCUCAGUUACUACAGGUCAGCAGAUGAGAAGGAGUUCGGCUGUAGAGGGUCCAUCUGUCUCGGCAAGGCUGUCAUCACGCCUCAUGAGUUUGACGAAUGCCGUUUUGACAUCAGUGUGAACGACAGCAUCUGGUACCUGAGGGCUGAACAUCCUUUGCUCCGGCAGCAGUGGAUCAAUACCAUUGAACUUCACAAGGCUGAGUCAGGCUAUGGGUCUGAGAGCAGUUUACGCCGCCAUGGCUCCCUACUGUCCCUCACCUCUGCCGCCAGCGGCCUCUCCACCACCUCCGCAUCCUCCUGCAAGAAGGGAUACAGCCUGCGGGAAAAGCUAGCGGAGAUGGAGACUUUCCGGGACAUUCUUUGCAGACAGGUGGACACAUUGCAGAAGUAUUUUGACAACUGCGCAGAUGCUGACAGUAAAGAUGAGCUCCACAGGGACAAAGUAUCUGAGGAUGAGGAAGACUUUCCAACCUUACGGCCAGAUGGAGAUUAUCUGCUCAACAAUAGCAGCAAAGAGAAAUUAUUCCCUGUGGACAACCUCAAAGGUCCCUUAGGCAUCGAUUUCAAGGGUGAAGCCAUCACGUUUAAAGCUACUACAGCAGGAAUCCUGUCCACACUGUCCCACUGCAUUGACAUUUUGGUCAAACGAGAGGAGAGCUGGCAAAGACGACUUGAUAAGGAAAUCGAAAGGAGAAAACGGGCAGAAGAUGCCUACAAAGCUGCAUUGACAGAGCUGAAGAAGAAGCCUCAUUAUGGAGGACCUGACUAUGAAGAAGGACCAAACAGUCUGAUCAAUGAAGAGGAGUUCUUUGAUGCUGUGGAAGCUGCGUUGGAUAAACAUGACCAGAUCGAAGAGCAAUCCCAGGCAGAAAGGAGCAGGGCAUCUCGACAGAUCUCCCUCACACCAGACACCUGUUCCUCCAUCAGCACUCAGAAAUACUUGACUAAGCCUCGCAGUCAAACUUCCUCCUUAUCCUCCGUUGACCUCAUAAGUGCCUCCGAUGACGUGCACAGGUUCAGUGCUCAGGUUGAGGAGAUGGUGCAGAGCCACAUGAAUUACUCUUUGCAGGAUGUGGGUGGAGAUGCUAACUGGCAGCUGGUUGUUGAAGAAGGGGAUAUGAAGGUGUACAGGAGAGAAGUGGAGGAGAACGGCAUCGUUCUGGAUCCUCUCAAAGCUACGCAUGCUGUCAGACGGGUCACAGGUCACGAGGUCUGCCACUACUUUUGGGACACAGCUUUUCGGAACGACUGGGAAACAACUGUUGAAAGCUUUCAAGUGGUUGAGACACUCUCAGAUAAAGCGGUCAUCAUUCAUCAGACACAUAAGAGGGUGUGGCCUGCUUCCCAGAGAGAAGUGCUUUACGUAUCAGUCAUCCGAAAAAUUCUCUCCACUAAUGAGAAUGAUCCAGACACCUGGCUGGUGUGCAACUUUUCAGUGGAUCAUGACGGCUAUCCACCUUCUGCUAGAUGCAUUCGUGCCAAAAUCAAUGUAGCCAUGAUCUGUCAAACACUAAUCAGCCCACCAGAGGGAGACAAAGAGAUCACCAGAGACAACAUCCUCUGUAAAAUCACAUAUGUAGCCAAUGUAAAUCCUGGAGGUUGGGCUCCUGCAUCAGUCUUGCGAGCCGUAGCCAAGAGAGAAUACCCCAAGUUCCUUAAACGCUUCACCUCAUAUGUUCAAGAGAAGACCAGCGGUGAGGCUAUUCUCUUCUGAACAACACCAGGUUGUUUAAUCUGCAUUCCCAGUUUGCUUUCUGACUCAAAUGAAGAAACGCCUUAUUCACAAUGCUCUACCAUCAGAGAGAGCUGCUCUGCCCAAGUGCUCUUGACACUCUUCUGAAACCUUUUAAAGCCGUAUCCAUACAGGUGCUACACCAACACCAAAAAUGGUACAAAGUCUGUAAAAGCACCUUUUGAAGAGUGCAAACACACUAGAAUAACCAACACAGCCUGUUCAUCUUCAGAAGGCUUUACUUGUUUUUCCGUAAAUGAGCUGCGGCUCAGGUUUUAUUAAAGUAAUUUACAUUUUUGUAAAUAUUUGGUCAGAGUUUGAGGACUAUGGCCUUGAUGAGAUAUACAUAUAUGCUGUAAACUUGAUACCGUGAUCUAAUCCCAACAUCUUCUCAGCUGUACGUGAGCUUUCUCACUGGCCAUUUGUUUUAGGAAGACCCUUUUCUAGCCCCGAUGAUCAAUAGGAUGUCAGGAACUUCAGAUCUUUUGUACAGUUGGUAUCUAAAUGUUUAAGAUUAUUUACAUAUGAAGGCAUUAUACAUCUUGAUUAUUGUAAUUCAUUAAUGUGGCUUUAGGCAAAGUGUACAUUUAUUGGGAAGUGCUUGUAUAAGACAAUAAU